ACAUUCUGCAAAUGCACAGGUUAAUGAAUUCCUGUAAAUUCCUUUUAGUUUCCAUAUAAUUCUAAUGAAAAGUUUCCAACUUCUGCCACCCUAAACAUGCCUCUAGGAUUCCUUAAAAUCGGCACGAUACAUUUCUGGAUAUAUUUUUUGUAAAUGUCAAAUAUUUAUCUGAAUUCUAGGAAACAUGCACCUGAUUUCUUUUCAGUCAAGAGCGCUCAGAUGAAUUAUUCCUGCGCCUUCCUUAUUCAGAUUUCACAGCAAAAGGUGAUUGAAAGAGAGGAUUAAUAUUAAAAAGCCACCGUUUGCAAGUUUUAGUGUGUGCGUAACAACAACGAGACGAGUGUGUGACAAACUUGACCAGGCUUCAUUAUUCCCCGCCUUUGGAGCUUGCUGAAAGACAACAUUGUUGCUUUAAGAUUGUUCUAGAAAUCGCCAAUGGCUGUGUCUAUUGUUGGGGUGAGUUGGAUUGAUAACGCGAGGGGAGAGUUGGUGCAUAUCAUCAGUGGAGCAGCUGCAGGGCAAGACAGAAGCAUUCACGUCCUCAACGCAUCCUUGCAGACAUGGGUUGCUAUGAGUGCUGUAUGCGUUGCCUGGGUGGGAUUCCCUACUGCUCCCUGGUUGCCACGCUGCUGUGCUUUUCCGGCAUCGCCCUCUUCUGUGGAUGCGGACACCAGGCGCUCACAGAGACCGAAAGACUCAUCGAGGCUUACUUUGCCCGUAACCUGCAGGAUUACGUCACCCUUGCUUACAUCAUUGAGUAUUUCCAGUAUGUCAUCUACGGUUUGGCCUCUUUUUUCUUCCUCUUCUGCAUCAUGCUGCUGGCGGAGGGCUUCUACACCACCAGUGCUGCCAAGCAAACCUUUGGAGAGUUCCGGAGCACCAUGUGUGGCCGCUGUCUCAGCUCCACGUUUAUAGUGCUGACAUACGUCCUGGCUCUGCUGUGGCUGUUGGUGUUUGCCUUGUCGGUGCUCCCUGUCUAUUUCUUCUACAACAUGGGCACCACCUGCCACACCAUCGAUGAUCUGACUGAGACACCAGCAAGCAUCAACCAGCUUUGUGUCGACGCACGGCAAUACGGGCUGCUGCCAUGGAACGCGGUGCCAGGAAAAGCUUGUGGAAUAACGUUGUCCACAAUCUGCAAGACCAGAGAGUACCAAAUGACCUAUGACCUCUACAUUGCGGCCUUCAUCGGCGCAGGCAUCACUCUCAUGGCUCUGCUGACCUAUACUGUGUCAACCACCUAUAACUUUGCGGUUCUGCGCUAUCUGGGGAGGAAGGGCAUAGGUGCACGGUGUUAGGCUCGCCAGCUUCCUGUCUGCACUGUCGCCACAGUAGCACCAGCACGGGGAUUUAAAGGGACAGUAACUGUUUUCUUCCUUUCCAUCACUUGUUUUUGUGUAAUGAACUUUUUGGCCUGACACGGACUCUCCAAGCUUUUUUUUUUUUGGAACAAUUGUAUUGUUGUGUGUUACUUUUUUUGGGGUGGUGGGUUUCAUGUCACACAGGUUUAUAGUUUUUGGGGGGGGGGUUUUUGGUGGUUUGUUUUCCCCAAUCCCAUAUCACUAAACAGUUUUCAUUUGAAUGUGCUACAUGCUGGAGGUUAGUAUUUCAAACUUAAUUUUACUUUCCACGGCGCUCUAACAGUAGUAAUGCAUUAACAUGAACAAAAUAACAGGGAUUAUGGGUAACCAUGGCUACCAUUUCUCACAUCUGGUUGCCGUGGUGGCAGACAAGCACGCAUUUGCGGGCUCGUCGUUGACCUCUGGACUUUCUCACGAGCUGGUGAGCAGCCUCAACAAAGGAUUCAUGCCCUUUUUUAAGUGGCCAAUAAAAAGUCACUUUGGAGGCCACCUGCGCGAGAACUUUCCAGCAGCGGUCAUGUGACAUGUCAAGGGAAAGAGUCUUGUAGACAAAGAGAGGGUAAGACUUCUCUAAAGCAUCAAUGGGGCUCCUUUGGGACAGCAACCCUGACCUCCACCUCCCCCUGAAUAAUGGGUAUGAUGGAUUGUGAGCGAGGGGGCUGAAGGAAUUUUUUAUUUUGUUUCUUUCUAGUUACAAAGGGACUUUUUUUGUUAAGUUGGAUCGAGUGCGGUCUGGAAUUGUUUCUCAUACUUGAGAUGGCAAAGGGUGUUUACUUUUCAAGUGACACUGGACCUGUAGCCUAAAAAUACUGUUGAGAUGACUCAGCUUUGCUCUUGAAGCAACAGUACAGAAUUUUCAUUCAGCAACCACUUUAAUGGAUACACCUAAAGAUUCAACAUGAGCUGUAUUUAAAAAAUCUGCCUUUAUGAAGACGGUAAUGUGAAGUUUGGAUUGAGAGUUUGUCUAAGUCUAUUAUACAGUGGAAUCUUGCUUAGCGUCAUUAAAUCGUACAUGAAGGUCCAACUCUCUGAAAUGGACACUAACCGAAUUAAUUUUUCCCAUAAAUCAUGUAAAUCCAAUCAAUCUUUUCCAGAAGGCCAUUUUUUAGUUUAUAGUUUGACAUGAACAAUACAAUUCCAAAUGCACAUAAAUGCAUAAAAAAGACAAGUGAAAGGGAUAAAUGAACAAUUAAGGUUUCUUUUACCGUGAGGUGACUGAAAAUGGGAGGGAAACCCAAUUCCUUUUACUGAUUUGAGCUCAUAUGAGUCACACUCUUAUGUGAAUUGGGUACUCUUCACUCGAGUCGCCAGUCACAAAGUAACAAGUUCCGCCCGCUCCCCUGACUUUAAUCAUGCACUGACAUCUUACCUGGCUAGUAGCGGAGCUAAGGUAACGAGUUAACGUAGUCAGGUACCCGUCAGUCCCGAUUCAGUAUAAAACUUGCAAGUUUUAAACUAUUCGUUCAUGACUCGCACAUCUCUAGUGUCUUUGGGCACAGUUACGUCUGUAAUGAAGGUAAAGGCAACCUUAAAUGUUCAUUCACCGCUUUUCAUUUCUCAUUUAUAUGCAUUUAUAAUUUUUUAUGCAUGUAAAGCAUUUUUUGUGUUAACAUUUUUGAGAGCCACCUGCUGAUGACAUCAUAGAUGGGCGAAGUAAUUUCCGGUUCCGGGUACCGUUUUGUUCGCUAGCUAAUAGGAUGCUAACAAGGAAGGACUGUUGUCUGUUACUGAGCAGUACGUACCCGGAAUGCCAACGGUCCCACGCUUGCGCAAGGACUACACUUCCUCCUUUUAGCUAAUUUUUUACUACAGCGCUUCUGCGACGUCACGUGCUGUGGUAUUUUUUUUUUUAUGUAUGAAGAUAAAUGGUCAACAACCAUACUUCAUAUAUGUAAUAUUUUGGGAGGUUAUUUUAUAAGUGACUCUUGUUGAAAUACUUGGUUAGCAUGGGGAUGUUUCUAUCAUCUUAUGACAUCCAGUAAGACUGAGCUACGUAAAAACCUACGCAAUGCACGUGGCACUGACGUGAACGUCAUAUCUGGUUACGUAUAACAUACAUAAAUAGAAUCAAAUGCAGUUAUAUUUCAAUGUAAACAACCGUAAGCAGAGUGCAAUGAUGGAUUAAUCUAGAGUGUUUUUUCUAAACGGGGAAAUACCAUCCACCCAAAUAUAUCUUCCUGGCAAAUGCUUUUGUGUGUGUUUUUUCAGUGGCGAAAAAAACGUAAAAUAAUUUAUGGAACAAAGAAAAGAGGGCGAUAAAUUGUCCACUUGCACAAUAAAUAUGAUAUAAGAAAAAAAAUGAUCGAUUAUAUUGCAAUUUGUCAAAUUUCUAUCUUAAUAGCGUUUUUUGGACUGGGGUCCAAUAAAAUACAUUGACUGAUGGCGUAGACUACACAUGCCUAACGUGACUGCUGAAAAAUAGGCCGACCGGAUGUAGACACGUUCUGCACAUGCGUCGAACCCAGUUGAACCGAUUGAGUUCCGGGUACACAUUGCAUAGUGACAGUGUAUUAACGCGCCAAGACACGCGUCAUAUUGUACGCUAACCGGAGAAUGCAAGCAAACCGAGGCAAAACUGUGGCAUACAUUUUCGAUGUUAACUGAAAAAACACGCUUACCAUGGCGGACGCUAACCGAGGUUCCACUGUAGUCCUGUAUUUCUGCACCACUGCAAAAGUAACAAGUAACAUACAUACUGUUAGACAGCAUUAAUCAAAACCAAGCCUUAUUUUUGCUAAGUCAUUGCAAUAUACUGUACUGGAUGUAAAUGGCGGACAUAAAAAAAGUUUUGUAUUAAGUUUGUAUCAAUUGCAUGACUGAGGUUGUGUAAGAAGCAGGGGCAUUUUGUCUCAUUCUCAAGGAAUUUUGUUGUAGUUAUUGUAUAACAUCUUUUUACUUACCGAGGCAUUUAACCUUUCUAUUUUGUUUUCUUUUUAACUAACAGCAUAGAUUAUUCAGUUUGGUGAAAGCUUUAUCCGGCUCUGAGUAGUAGUUUUGUCAAGCGCUAGUUGGCUGUUUUGAUAAAUUUUUUUUGUCCUUGUUGGUGAUAUUUGAUAAUAAAGCAAUAUUGUAGUUUCUGUGCAAAGCCCCUGAAAUAUUUAUUUGUACUGCUUAAAAUUCUCCAUCCUUGGCAUUCUGGCACACUGCGUGAGGGGGCGCGGGGUGGUUUUGUUCGGC
Messenger RNA from Dunckerocampus dactyliophorus (ringed pipefish), 4538 nucleotides. RefSeq names its product myelin proteolipid protein-like. The record is from RefSeq and is a predicted model, not a curated record. The transcript is spliced from 7 exons. Bases 561 to 1298 code for a protein of 245 amino acids. Lineage: Eukaryota; Metazoa; Chordata; Actinopteri; Syngnathiformes; Syngnathidae. Gene Ontology annotation, molecular function: structural constituent of myelin sheath. Gene Ontology annotation, biological process: axon development; central nervous system myelination. Gene Ontology annotation, cellular component: plasma membrane; myelin sheath.